Messenger RNA from Cryptococcus wingfieldii CBS 7118, 1305 nucleotides. RefSeq lists its product as hypothetical. The record is from RefSeq and is a predicted model, not a curated record. Gene Ontology annotation, biological process: DNA-templated transcription initiation; RNA polymerase II preinitiation complex assembly. Gene Ontology annotation, cellular component: transcription factor TFIID complex; SLIK (SAGA-like) complex; SAGA complex. Lineage: Eukaryota; Fungi; Basidiomycota; Tremellomycetes; Tremellales; Cryptococcaceae. Gene Ontology annotation, molecular function: TBP-class protein binding; DNA binding; protein heterodimerization activity. The transcript is spliced from 4 exons. The coding region runs from base 1 to 1305 and encodes 434 amino acids.
AUGUCCCGCCCCCCCGCCGCCCCCGCCGCCCCCCCGUCGGCCCCGGGCACCCCCCGCCCCGCCACCACCACUCCCAUCCACACCAUCGUCCAGAACCUCCCAAACCUCUUCAACAUGUACGAAAAAGGCCAGCUCUCCGAUACCCAGAUCACCCAACUGCGGACCCUGGUCCACACCCAGAUCCGCCAGAUAACAGCCAACUCUAUAAACAGCGGUCGCCCUAAUCCCCUCUACUCUCUCCCCGAUGCCAUCAAUCCAUCAAUACCGUACAAAGAUGUACCGGCUCUAGUCAGCAGAGAAGGAUUCGACGCGAUGAUCAAGACAUCUACGAGAGCGUUGGUGGAAGCGAAGAGGGCGAGAGAACAGCAGAAUGCGGCGGCGGCUACUGCUGCUGCCGCUGCUGCUGCUGUAUCUUCCAAUGGAACACCAGGGGCGCCGGCAGCAGUACCAGCGGCCCCUGUAUCAAGACCGGGAACUCCAGGGCCGGCAGCAACGAGUGCGCCAGUCAGGCCGGCGGGGCAGGCGACACCAGCCGGCUCAUCAGCCACUUCCACACCAGCUCCCACACCACCGAGACCAAGACCAAUGCCCUCUGGGCUUUUUACCCAUGCUGAGCUUACACAGCUGGCACGACUACCUGCCGAUGUGCGGAAUGCCUGGCUAGCCAAAGAACCCACUCGACAAAGUCAAUUCCAAGCGUCUUUAAACUACUGGCGUGCUCAGCCAAAGAGCAACUUUAAUCCUGCCAACCGUGCUACCCCACAGCAAAACCCUACCAACUCCAACGCUGGCCGUCCUCCCCAAAACGCGUCUGCAACCACUCCCAAUGCGUCUGCCACCACCUCCUUCACCGGUGCCCUCCCCGACGCGCGCGGUUUUGCCCUUCGCCCUCCACCAGGACAGCUGAGUGGCCCCGGAGGGAUGAACCGCCCCCAACAGCAGCUCCCGCCGCCAGAGCCCGAACAUGUGCGAAGAUUGAGGCAGAUCCACGCUAUGCUGGCACAGAUCGCGCCGGGACUAUCGGUGGAGGCUGGGUAUGAAAAGGUGGUCGAGGAUAUCAUUGACAGAAUGAUGAAGGAGGGGUUGGAGGGUGCGGCGAGGUUGGCCAAGCACCGGAAUUCCGACAAGGUAGAACUGAGAGAUAUGGCUCGGUAUAUAGAUCACGCGUGGGAGAUGACUAUCCCAGGGUUCGACGCUGCACCAGCACACCCUGUCCAUGUUGCACCAGAUAAGGAAAAGAAAAGGGGCAAGGCGGUGGCGCCGAAGGCGUCGAAAUUGGGAGGUGGCAGGAAGGAAGAGGAAUAG